Molecule: messenger RNA, 2370 nt
Organism: Entamoeba dispar SAW760
Lineage: Eukaryota; Evosea; Mastigamoebida; Endamoebidae
Product: interferon-induced GTP-binding protein Mx2, putative
Exons: 1
Coding region: 1-2370 (789 amino acids)
Cellular component (GO): microtubule; membrane; cytoplasm
Molecular function (GO): microtubule binding; GTP binding; GTPase activity
Source: RefSeq, a predicted model, not a curated record
AUGAAGAAGGGACAUGAAGAAAUUAUAUCAGAAGAACAAUUAGAAAAAGUGUCUAAGAAUAUUGAAGAAAAAAUACAACAACUAAAACAACAACCAAAAGAAAAUGAACAAAUUGUUGUUGGAAAAAGUCAAGUCAUUCAACAACCAGUAUCAAAUAUUCAACAAACUCAAUUUUCUAAUUUAACACCUGAAAUGCAACAACAGUUAAUGCAAAUGUUUGUUGCUCAACAAGAAAAAACAAAUGAAGACACAGUACCUCAAAUACAAAGAGGAAUAAAAAGAAAACGAAGAGAAAUUGAUGAUCAGUUAUAUAGACAAAUUCGUGAAAAAAGUGAGAAUGAACGAAGAGAAGUUGAAAAACUAACAAAUCCAAAUCAAAAUAUUCAUAAACUUCAUUCAUUAUUCAAUGAUUUACAAAGUUUAUCAACAAGUCUUGGAAUACCAAUUGAAACUCCAGAAAUAGUUGUUGUUGGGAUGCAAAGUGAUGGAAAAAGUAGUUUUAUUGAAGCACUUGUUGGGUUUCAAUUUAAUGUAGUUGAAUCAACCAUAGGAACUCGUAGACCAUUGUAUUUACAAAUGUCUAAUAACCCAAAACAACGUACACCAAAGUGUUGUUUUGCGAAUGAAAAUGGAAUUUUUGAAGAAAGGGAAAUUCCUGUAGAAUAUCUAAGUAAAGAAAUUGUAUCUCGAACAUGUGAUGUUGCAGGAAGAACAAGUGUAAGUAAUAAGCCAUUGAUAUUAAGAGUUGAAUUUAGUGGAUGUAGUAAUUUAACAAUCAUUGAUACUCCUGGGUUUAGGUUAGGAGGAGAUGAAGCAUUAAAAGAAAAUAUAGAUAAAAUGGUAAAAGAACUUAUAACACCUCCAAAUCGAAUAAUUGUUUGUUUAGAACAAUCAACUACAGAAUGGGCAAAUUCAGUUUCAAGACCACUUGUUAAAGAAAUUGAUCCAAAUUUUAAUAGAACUAUUUUAAUUAACACUAAAUUUGAUAAUAGAGUAAAAGAAUUAACUGAUAGUCAAACAGUUUCAAGUUAUUUAAAUGGAGAUGAAUUAAUUAUUGGAGAUAAAAAACCAUUUUUUAUUUCAUUACCAUGUAAGAGAAAUAUUCCAAUGGAACAAUUUUCAGAUUAUAUUAUUGAUUCAUAUAUAAAUGAUUAUCGUCAAUUACUUGAAAUUGGAUUUGAUGAAAUAAAAUAUCAUGAACAAUUAGGAUUUCCACGAGUAAAAAUAUUUCUAGAGAAUUUAUUACAAAAGAAAUACAAAGAAGCACUUAUUCCAACUCUUAAUAAAUUAAAUGGAUUUGUAAAUAAAUCACAAAAUGAAAUAAUUGAAAUAGAAAAGGAAAUGACACAUAUUGAUCCAUCAUUAUUAAGAAAAAGAAGUGUUAAAUUCAUUCAAAUAUUUACUAAAACAAUUAAAGAUUUACUUAAUGGAAAAUGUGGUAUUAAUCCAAUGAUUUAUGGACAAACAGCUCAAGAAGAAAAUCCAAAUUCAGAGUCAAAUGAUAAUUGUAAAUUAUGUGGAGGUGCACAAAUUCAACGAGUAUUAAAAAUUUAUGAAAACAAGUUAGAUACAAUGAAAUUUAAUGAACCAACAGAAGAUGAAAUUCGAGGAGCAUAUGGAAUGGGAACAAGUGAUGAACUUGCGGCUCGAGUAAUUGUGAUGAAUAUAUCAAAAAUUGCUAUUGAACCAUUAAUGCAAAAUGCUGUUGAAAAUGUUAGUAAAGUGAUAGAACGUUUUUUUGAUAUUUGUAUUAAUAUCAUUAAAGAUUUACCAAAAGAUCCAAUAAUACCACAAUCAAAUCCAGAAGAUUUAUUUAAAUUAGAAAUGAAAACAAAUAAUAUUGAAAAUGGAAUUAUUGGAUUAACUCGAUUUGAAGGAUUUCUAAAUGUUUUAAAACAAGGAUAUUUAUCAUUUAUUAUAAAAUUAAAAAUGGAAUGUUUAGAAAAGUUAAUGGAUGACUUUGAUGCAUGUAUUAAUUCUGUUGAAUUUAAAAAAGAUAUUACUAUUCAAGAAGAAGAUAAUUUAUGUGAAAAUAUUAGUCAGAUAAAAGUUACUGUAAUUGCACAAGAAUUAUUUCAGAUAAUUAAAUCAAGAAUGACUUCAAUUAUUAUUGGUAAAAUUAAAACAUUUUUAGUAUAUCCAAUUGAAGAACAAUUAUUAUCUUGGUUAUUAGAUGGAUUUUUAGAAUUAGAAUCGGAUCAAUAUGAGAAAGUAUUUAAUUUUAAUGAAGAAUCAUUAAAAUUACAAUUAGAGAAAUUAAAACAACAACAUAUAAUUUGUCAACAAAAUUAUAUGAAAUUCAAUUCAAUGAUAAAGGAAAUAGAAAUGACUCAAAACCAAUCUAAGAACGCUAUGGAAGUAGAGUAUUAA